Malania oleifera is the source of this 741-nucleotide messenger RNA. RefSeq lists its product as uncharacterized. The transcript has 3 exons. The record is from RefSeq and is a predicted model, not a curated record. The coding region runs from base 68 to 532 and encodes 154 amino acids. NCBI's taxonomy places the organism in Eukaryota, Viridiplantae, Streptophyta, Magnoliopsida, Santalales, Ximeniaceae.
GACAGACGCAUCGGAUUUCGAAACGGUCCCAACUGAUACAGGACACGUGGCGCCUGUGCAAGGAUCGAUGACGUCAGGAAUGCCCGCGCGCCACCAAUUAAUGGGGGCCGCGGCCCCUGCUCUCCUGGCCGAGAAGCUCUGGCGGAGGAGAGGAGCCGAGAAAUCUUGGAAUCGUGAUCGAUCGGUCGGUAGAUCGAUCUUUUUCGCCGGAGCAGAGAGCUGGUCAAUUGGAACGGGAAACGGGGGAAUUAGCCCCGAAACGGCGGAUAUGGAGUGGUGGGACAAGAUGAUGCUCCCCAUGCAAAGAGUGUGGGGUGGCGUCGCUAAGCGUCUCGGAAUUCGCAAAAGCGGGCUGUUGAAGCUCCGCCAGGAUGUGAGGACUUGUGAGUAUGAAGAUGUGCGAGUGAUGUGGGAGAUGCUGAAGAGAAACGAAACAGAACUUACUCACUCCCCUGCUAAAAGAAAGAAGAGACCCUUUUGGAACAUCUUUGAGUGGGCCAAGCGUGCACCGUAUCUCUGUCACAGCUUUUGAUCCCAUCAUGUAUGGCGCAUCUUAGUAUGCAAACUCUGUUAAACAUUACUAUAAAUUUGGAUUUUGACCCAAUAAAAUAAAUGAAAAUGGAGGGGUUCGUAUGUGAAUGAACAUUCAUAUGAUGUUUCUGUGUGUGAGCCGUCAGUCAAUCUGUAGAUAUUAGCUAAUGUAGCUCCCAUUGAAAUGGAUGUGAUCCAUCUUUUCUCCUA